Molecule: messenger RNA, 1059 nt
Organism: Manihot esculenta (cassava)
Lineage: Eukaryota; Viridiplantae; Streptophyta; Magnoliopsida; Malpighiales; Euphorbiaceae
Product: PLASMODESMATA CALLOSE-BINDING PROTEIN 3
Exons: 3
Coding region: 131-715 (194 amino acids)
Source: RefSeq, a predicted model, not a curated record
ACUAAAGAAGCCUCUUGUCUUCCCAUUUUCCCCGCUUUCUCUCUGUCUCUCUCUCUCGCUUUACCAACAAAAACCAUCAAUAGCUAAGACUCAGCUCAGCACUUAUAAUACAAACACAGUCUUCUCCUCCAUGGCAGCACUUUCCAAAAAGCUAAUCUCAAUCUUCUUUAUCAUCAUCAUCGUCAUCCUGGGAAAUACUCCCAUUGUACCAGCGGCGGAGGGAAACUGGUGCGUGGCAAGAAGCGAUGUAGGAAACCAGGCAUUGCAAACUGCUCUGGACUAUGCAUGUGCCACUGGUGCUGACUGCAGCCCUAUACAGUCUAAUGGGCUGUGCUUCCUCCCCAACACCCUCCAAGCUCAUGCUUCCUAUGCCUUUAACAGCUAUUUCCAACGCAAGGCCAUGGCCCCUGGUUCUUGUGACUUCUCUGGCACUGCCACUGUUGCCAGAACUGACCCCAGUUAUGGAUCUUGUGUGUACCCAUCUUCUUUAAGAACUGCUGGAGGGGCAACUACAAACACAACAACGACAAACCCAAAUUCACAAAUGCCGACAACUACUACGCCGGCAUAUGGAGGUGGUACUGCUGGACUGAAUCCUGGAAACGGGAUGACUCCAACUCUACCCACCGACAAUUCUAAAGCCUCAGCCGGGUUUACGGCAGCAACAAUCUCAAUGCCCAUUUCCCUCUUAACAGUUCUCUCAUUUACGUUCUGAUUCAUGCCAGUCUUCUAAGAAAGAGCUACAUUGGCCUAAUCCUGAAGGAAGAUUCUUGGACAGUUUUAUUAGAAGCUGGAGUCCUAUUUGUUGCUACCAUCUAGCUUCCUGGUUUAGCAUUUGAUCCUUCAUUUUCUGCUUUACUACAUUCGGAAGCUAUUCCUGGCAAGCUUCAAAUAUAGAUACUUGUUUGCCAUCAUUUAGUCAGCAAGGGAAUUUGGAUAGCUGCACCUCUAUUGUAGUUCAAUCCUUGUAGGUCCACAUAUUCAAUUCAAUUGUUCAACCUGAUUCUUGUAACUCUACUAUUAUUAAUGGCAAGGAGUAUGAAUGUUGCUGAAUUAACU